GUCCCAAUUUCAGUAGGUAACACAGCUGUGGGAAGAGUCAGUGCUUGUGUGGACAUACUGUGCAUAGUCCUAGAAAGAUUACUAGAGAAGAUUGAAGCCCAGAUGUAUUUUUUUUUCCCCCCUAACUCAAUUUAGAGGGCAGGAUGCUUAGCACCUAUAGGCUCCCUUCUUACCCUAAUUAGAGGCUGUUGGGAACAGAACCCCAGCAACUGUUAUCAGAUGGGAGUAUGAAGUGGCUGCCUUGAAGAAGGGCAGGUUGUCUGCUCCUCUGAUGGCUGGUGCUGGGCCUAGUUUUAACGCUGGUGUUGCAAAAUCAGAAAGGACUCAAGGGGAGAGCGUGGGAAAUGCUUUAGGAGUUGCAGUGGGGGGUUGUGAGAGGAGAAAGAGGAGGGGAAGGAAGAAGUAUCAGAAGUGGAGGUGCAAGAAGCAGCAGCAGAAGUAUCAGAAGCUGGAAGAAUGUCUGACGCUUGAGAAUAUGGUAUCAAGUUUUCGUGUUUCUGAAUUACAAGUGUUGUUGGGGUUUGCUGGACGUAAUAAAAGCGGGCGGAAACAUGACCUCCUGAUGAGGGCACUGCACUUACUGAAGAGUGGCUGCAGCCCAGCAGUUCAGAUAAAAAUCCGAGAACUCUAUAGGCGUCGGUACCCAAGGACGAUUGAAGGACUUUCGGACUUAUCGGCUAUAAAGCCCGCGGUUUUCAAUUUGGACAGUAGUUCUUCUCCUGUCGAGCCUGACCUGGCCGUUGCUGGCAUUCACCCACUCCCUUCUACUUCGGUCACGCCUCAGUCUCCUUCCUCGCCUGUCAGUUCUGUGCUCCUCCAAGACACUAAGCCCCACUUUGAGAUGCAGCAGCCAUCCCCUCCGAUUCCACCCGUUCAUCCCGAUGUUCAGCUGAAAAGCCUACCUUUUUACGAUGUGCUUGAUGUGCUCAUAAAACCUACAAGUCUAGUACAGAGCAGUAUUCAGAGGUUCCAAGAGAAGUUUUUUAUCUUUGCCUUAACACCUCAGCAGGUCAGAGAAAUCUGUAUUUCCAGGGACUUCUUGCCAGGGGGCAGGAGAGAUUACACAGUCCAAGUUCAGCUAAGGUUAUGCCUAGCAGAGACAAGCUGCCCUCAAGAAGAUAAUUACCCUAAUAGUCUGUGUAUUAAAGUAAAUGGGAAGCUGUUUCCGUUGCCGGGAUAUGCUCCACCGCCAAAAAAUGGAAUUGAACAGAAGCGACCUGGGCGCCCCUUGAAUAUAACGUCUCUAGUUAGGUUGUCGUCAGCAGUGCCAAACCAGAUUUCCAUUUCCUGGGCUUCUGAAAUUGGAAAGAAUUACUCCAUGUCUGUGUAUCUCGUUCGUCAGCUCACUUCAGCUAUGCUUUUGCAGAGGUUAAAAAUGAAAGGGAUCAGAAACCCCGAUCAUUCCAGAGCACUAAUUAAAGAAAAACUAACUGCAGAUCCUGAUAGUGAGAUUGCCACAACCAGUCUGCGGGUAUCUCUGAUGUGUCCUCUGGGAAAAAUGAGACUGACAAUCCCAUGCCGGGCUGUUACUUGCACGCACCUGCAAUGUUUUGAUGCUGCUCUUUAUCUUCAAAUGAAUGAAAAGAAGCCUACCUGGAUCUGCCCUGUCUGUGACAAAAAGGCAGCUUAUGAGAGCCUAAUAUUAGAUGGGCUCUUUAUGGAAAUCCUUAAUGAAUGUUCAGAUGUGGAUGAGAUCAAAUUCCAAGAAGAUGGCUCCUGGUGCCCCAUGAGGCCAAAGAAAGAAGCUGUGAAAGUCUCAAGUCCACAGUGCACCAAAAUAGAAAGUUCCAGUGUUGUUAGCAAACCGUGUUCUGUGACGGUGGCCAAUGAGGUAAACAAGAAGAAAGUUGACGUUAUUGACUUGACAAUAGAAAGCUCUUCUGAUGAAGAGGAAGAUCCUCCUGCCAAAAGGAAGUGCAUAUUUAUGUCUGAAACACAAGGAAGCCCAACCAAAGGGGUUCUCAUGUAUCAGCCAUCUACUGUCAGAGUGCCCAGCGUGACAACGGUCGAUGCUGCUGCUAUUCCUCCUUCAUUAACAGACUACCCAGUACCAUUCCCUCAUCCACCAAUAUCCAGUAUUUCAUCAGACUUGCCAGGUCUGGAUUUUCUUUCCCUAAUCCCAGUUGAUUCACAGCAGUACUGUCCUCCUAUGUUUUUGGAUAGUCUCACCUCAACCUUAACAAGCAGCACGCCUGGCAGCAUCAUCACAUCAACCAGUCACCACGAGAGCAGCACGCACGUUAGCUCCUCCAGCAGGGGCGAGACAGGAGUGAUAACCAGCAGCGGAGGCAGCGCUCCUGACAUCAUCUCACUGGACUGAAACAAAGGGGCAGCACGGGACGGACUCCAGGAGAAACUGCACAGAGCUGCUGCUUUUAUCUCUGGAACUUCAGCAUCUCGGAAGUUAUUCUGAUAUUUAUUGAAAGGAUUUGCUGUCUGGAAAAUGGAGUAAAUUCAUCUACGCUAGGAAGAGAAGUGAUAGGUUUUUUGUUGGUUUGUUUUGGGUUUUUUUGUUUUCCUUGCUCAUUAAAUAGCUGGUGUAGAAAAGGCCCCUGCAGAACAUGCUUUUAUGCUUUCGGCUUGUUCUGGGGAAACUGACUUUUUGUCGCUGGGUGGAUUCCACAAAUGGUUUUUAAUUUUGUUGUAAAACACAGCAAUAAUGUAAAAACAAACAAAAACUUUUUUUAAUAAAAAAGGCACUUAACCACUCUAGAACAACAACAACCUGGACAAAGGUGCGGAAGUGUAUGCAUUGGUGAAUUUUUAAUAUUUUCACUGAGGCCUGUAAUAAACUUCAUUUUAAGACAAUGAAGCUUUGUGAAAUAGCCAUGACUUGUGUUGUAUGUCUCUUGUUCCCCACUUCCCCCUCACCUGAGGAAGCCUUUGUAAAUGGGAUUGGUUGUUUUUUUUUCUCCUGAUUUCAUGUUUUUCACAAAUGCAACAAAAUCUUAAGCUUUGA
Molecule: messenger RNA, 2959 nt
Organism: Gymnogyps californianus (California condor)
Lineage: Eukaryota; Metazoa; Chordata; Aves; Accipitriformes; Cathartidae
Gene: PIAS2
Product: protein inhibitor of activated STAT 2
Exons: 14
Coding region: 272-2320 (682 amino acids)
Biological process (GO): protein sumoylation; regulation of transcription by RNA polymerase II
Molecular function (GO): zinc ion binding; SUMO ligase activity; transcription coregulator activity
Source: RefSeq, a predicted model, not a curated record